UUCWGACUKCGGGCACAKCAGUGCAUGACACUGCUCACUCGAUCACAGACCAAGGCCAUGGACCGGAAGGCGGAAGAAUCCCUCCUGGCCUAUGAGGAACGCCUGGCGGCAUUCAUUCAGGAGGCCAACGAUAGGGCCGCCGCCGCGGCCAAGGAACGUAAUCGGCUCGAACAAGAGGAGGAGGCCAAGCGACAGAAGGAGGAACAGGACCGACUUCGUCAAGAAGAGGCAGACCUGCAGGCGGCAGCUGAACACCGGUCACGCCAGCGGGAACGACUGUUCACGCGGGAGACCGUGUUCGGCGAUGAGGCCGCACAUUGGGUGGAAGUGACAUCUGCAGACGGGGCCCCGGAGACUGAGAAAGGGCUGUCAGCCCUUGCGCAGGUCUCCCACGACCUCGUGGGCACCUGCGCUCUGCAGCAGGAGGAAAUCCUUCACCUGCAGCAGACAGUGGACCAGAUGCUCGCACGGCUGCAGGCGUUGGAGAAACAGCCAGCUGCUGUAGCAGCCGCAGGGCCUUCCACCCUUACCACCCAUGUGCAAGUUUUGGAGGAUGACGUCAGCAACAUCAAGUGUGUGCAUCAGGACUUCCGGACGUCGCAGCAAGCAAUGAACUUGCAGUUGGAGACGGAGGUCCAGGCUGCUGCCACCGUGACGCCCGCCGCCGCAUCCUCCCGGCGCCCACCCAAGCUGGAUGACAUUCCCGUCUUCUGCGAUCAGUCCAAGACGGAACCGAUCCCGUGGUGGCGCCAGUUUACUCUCAGGCUCGACAUGCACCAUGUCCCGAACAACGAUCGACAUCCGUGCUUGUACCACCGAUCUAACCGCGACAAAUGCGAGUUUGUCCGGCAAGAGCUUGAAUACUUGGGUCAUUUUGUCUCUCCGGAAGGCAUUCGUCUGUUGGCGGACAAGAUUCAAGCCAUCCAGGAGUGGCCCGAGCCGAAGAAUGUGACGGACGUCCGAUCCUUCCUCGGCUUGGCCGGUUAUUAUCAGCGCUUCAUCAAGGGUUACUCGAAGAUCGCGGCCAACCUAAGCAAGUUACAAAGCGAGGAGCGGCCUUUUGACUUCGACGACGCGCGCCAUUCUUUUGAGACACUCAAAGCGACACUCUUGUCCGCCGAGGUGUUACAUAUAUACGACCCACUUCUAGCUACGCGCGUCACUACCGAUGCGUCGGGCUAUGGCAUUGGGACCGUCCUUGAGCAGCACGAUGGCACGGACUGGCACCCGAUCGAGUACUUUAGCAAGAAAGUACAUCCCGUGCAUUCGAUCGACGACGCACGGAAGAAGGAGCUUCUUGCCUUCGUCCAUGCCCUCAAGCGUUGGCGACAUUUCCUCCUUGGUCGGAAAGCAUUCCGAUGGGUAACGGAUAACAAUCCGUUGGUAUUCUACAAAUCGCAAGACACGAUUAACAGUACCAUUGCCCGUUGGAUGGCUUUCAUCGACCAGUUUGACUUUUUCCCCGAUCACAUAACCGGGAAGUCAAACCGCUUUGCGGACGCCCUCUCACGGCGACCGGAUCUUUGCACCGCAGUCUACUCUACCUUCGAGAUCGACGACGACUUGCGGGAGAGCUUCAUCCGCGGCUAUCAAGCCGACCCCCACUUUCGCGACAAGUACGCGAAUUGCUCCUCUCCGAAUCCAGUGCCUUCGCAUUAUCGGAUCCAAGAGGGCUACUUACUUGUGCAUUCACGGGGUAAGGAUCUUCUUUGUGUGCCGAAUGAUUCACACUUGCGCACACGGCUUCUUGGCGAGUUUCACGAUGAGCCCGCCUCCGGACAUUUUGGUGUCAACCGUACACUUGGCCGACUUCGCCAGCGGUUCUAUUGGCCCGACCUUCUCAAGGACGCCACCCGCUAUUGUGAGUCGUGCGAAGCCUGUCGGCGUUGCAAGUCACGCAACCAUCGUCCGUUCGGCGAGCUACACCCAUUACCAGUGCCCCUUGGGCGACGGAAAGCAAUUGCUAUGGAUAUCACCGGCCCCUUCCCGAAGCACAAGACCGGCGUUGAUGGGAUCCUCACGGUCGUCGACCGCCUCACCAAGUACGCCAUGUUUUUGCCUUGCCGCUAUCCCGCAAAGGCACCGGAGUUAGCCGAGGUCUUAUACACCGGUUGGAUUCGCUCCAAGGGCUACCCCAAGGAGAUCGUUUGCGAUCAGGACACUCGCUUUCUCUCCGACUUUUGGGUCGCCCUCGUCAAGCGAUGGGGCUCAUCCUUGAAGCCGAGUUCGGCUCGCCACCCGCAAACCGAUGGUCAAACGGAAAGGGCGCAUCAGACCGCUCAAGUCCUUCUCCGCACUCUCAUCCGUCCCGACCAGGUUGAUUGGGUUGAACGCUUGCCAGACGUUGAGUUGGCUUACAACUCAUCGAUCCACCCGGCUAUCGGGAUGUCGUCGUUCGAGUUUGAGCAUGGCUCACCCAUCUCAUCGCCGCUGGGCGCUACUUUGCCGCGUACAGCCGAGAGCGACGACCAUCUUGCGUUCCUUCGUCGCAUGCAAGAGCUUCUUGUCAAGGCACGGGACCAGAUGUCGAAGACGCAAAUACGGAUGAGCCGUCAAGCCAACCGCAAUCGCCUUCCUUGCCCGUUCCGCGCCGGCGAUCUGGUUUGGGUCUCCGCAGCGGAGUUCAGCCUUGAGCAAGACAUCUCUCGCAAGCUCCUUCCCAAGUGGAUGCGGCCUUGGCGCAUUCUCUCUGCAACUGGUGAUGAUCCCGAGGGGCCCUCGUUCCGCAUCGCGGUGCCACCUCACUUGCCCGUCCACACGGUGUUCCACUGUUCCAAACUCGCUCCUUUUGUUUCAGCGGAGUCCGACGAGUUUCCCGGUCGACAUACGCAAGACCCUCCUUCCAUGGACGAAUUUCAGGAGGCCGGCUACAUCAUCACCGACCGGCGCCAUGGCAACAAAGAAACAGAGUUUCUACUUCACUUUUCCUACUGCAGCCACAAGGCUGACCAUUGGCUGACGCGUUCGGAACCGCAGGCCACAGCCCCCGCCGUUCUCUCACGCUAUCUUAGCAAAGGGAAGACUACGCAGAGCACUCCAGCUCCUCGCCAUCCUCGCUACAUUCCGCCAUUGGAUCGGCAGCUUCGCCCGCGCCCCGGCUCGUCUUCAUAAGGAGGGGGGCGUGUUACAUGCUGAAAGCCUACACACGGGCCCCUCACGGGACCCGAGGUUGGAAUAGGGCCCCCAGGUCGG
Molecule: messenger RNA, 3192 nt
Organism: Chara braunii
Lineage: Eukaryota; Viridiplantae; Streptophyta; Charophyceae; Charales; Characeae
Source: the annotation of a GenBank genome assembly